Messenger RNA from Gambusia affinis (western mosquitofish), 957 nucleotides. RefSeq names its product neuromedin S (gene nms). The record is from RefSeq and is a predicted model, not a curated record. The transcript is spliced from 7 exons. NCBI's taxonomy places the organism in Eukaryota, Metazoa, Chordata, Actinopteri, Cyprinodontiformes, Poeciliidae. The coding region runs from base 150 to 515 and encodes 121 amino acids.
AGCCUGCAAAGAGUUUAAAGUGCUGCAGGAGAGCGCGACGUGGUCACAGACGACACGAACCUAGCGGAGCGGGUAAGAGAAUCAUAAACAGAACCACGAAUAGGGAGAAGAAGAAGAAGAAGAAGAAGAAGAGCGAGGAAACGAGAGAGAUGACUCUACCGACGGUGCGACAACUUUUCCUGCUGUGUUUGUUAGGGAUUUUUGGAUGUUUGAGCACAACAGAUGCCAGUCUUUUUGGAGAAUGGCGGGACGACACCGCAUUACGAAAGGUGCGAGGCGUCCAGAGCGACGACAUGAGUAAUGUGUUGUGGAGAGACCAAAAUGAGGAGCAAGUCCAGAAUAUUUUCAAAAGGUUCCUGUUUCAUUACUCCAAAGCGCGCAACUCUGUCGGAGCUGUUCAACAAGAGUCCCACUCAGUUCACCCUUUGAUGCGACUUUCGCCUAAAUUAUCCCAGAGGAGAAAGAAGAAGGUUCUGCUUCUGAAACUCCGAGACCUGCCGGAGGGAGUGUUGUAAAGGAGGAGGAAUCUGAGAAAGUCAGGGGAGGAAAUGACACGCAAUGAGGAGGAGGAGGGGAGCAGCUGGCAGCUCCGGCCUGGAUGAAGAGUCUGCCGAUACCGAGCGACAAGCAGCAUCUCUUGCUCCGGACGGAAACGUUUAAUUUUUUUCCUGAAAAAAAAAAUUACUUAAAAAAAAAAAACAAAAACAAAAAAAAACAACCGUUCUGCGAUGACGCACCGGCGUCUCGAUGCUUCCGAAUGUUACCGAGUUUCUCUCUAAAACAAGAUAUAAACACUUUAAAACGCUCAUCAGCAGUGACUUUUUUUAUUUCAAAAGAGAACUUUGGAAACUAAAUGUGGCAAAAAGAGGGAACGUCUAAUUAAAGGAGAAUGAAAUGUAUAUGUACAUUUUGUGACAUAAUUACCAUGUAAUAAUAAUAAUAAUAAAAAAAACACAG